ACACGCUGCUCCGGCCCCCUCCCUUCUCUCCCACUCGCUUCUUCCUCUCCCGGAGAGGGGAGAGGGCUGGGAGGAGGGCUGGCGACCGGCCCCGGAGGAGGGGGGGCGCCGAGGGGGCUGUGAUCAGAAGGAGCAGUAGCAGCAGCAGCACGAGAAGAUGCUGAGGAUGCGGACCACGGGAUGGGCGCGCGCCUGGUGCCUGGGCUGCUGCCUCCUCUUGCCGCUCUCGCUCAGCCUGGCGGCCGCCAAGCAACUCCUCCGGUACCGGCUGGCCGAGGAGGGCCCCGCAGACGUCCGCAUCGGCAACGUGGCCUCGGACCUGGGCAUCGUGACGGGCUCGGGCGAGGUGACUUUCAGCCUGGAGUCGGGCUCCGAGUACCUGAAGAUCGACAACCUCACGGGCGAGCUGAGCACGAGCGAGCGGCGCAUUGACCGCGAGAAGCUGCCCCAGUGUCAGAUGAUCUUCGACGAGAACGAGUGCUUCCUGGACUUCGAGGUGUCGGUGAUCGGGCCCUCGCAGAGCUGGGUGGACCUGUUCGAGGGUCGCGUCAUCGUGCUGGACAUCAACGACAACACGCCCACCUUCCCGUCGCCCGUGCUCACCCUCACGGUGGAGGAGAACCGGCCGGUGGGCACCCUGUACCUGCUGCCCACCGCCACCGACCGCGACUUCGGUCGCAACGGCAUCGAGCGCUACGAGCUGCUCCAGGAGCCCGGGGGAGGCGGCGGCGGCGAGGGUCGGCGCGCCGGGGCUGCCGACAGCGCCCCCUACCCCGGGGGCGGCGGGAGCGGCGCGAGCGGCGGCGGCGGCUCCAAGCGGCGUCUGGACGCACCGGAGAGCGGCGGCGGCGGCGGCGGCGGCGGCAGCGGGGCCAACCCCGGCGGCCGCAGCAGCGUGUUCGAGCUGCAGGUGGCCGACACCCCGGAUGGCGAGAAGCAGCCGCAGCUGAUCGUCAAGGGGGCGCUGGACCGCGAGCAGCGCGACUCCUACGAGCUGACCCUGCGGGUGCGCGACGGCGGCGACCCGCCCCGCUCCUCCCAGGCCAUCCUGCGGGUGCUCAUCACCGACGUGAACGACAACAGCCCCCGCUUCGAGAAGAGCGUGUACGAGGCCGACCUGGCGGAGAACAGCGCCCCGGGGACCCCCAUCCUGCAGCUGCGCGCCGCCGACCUGGACGUGGGGGUCAACGGGCAGAUCGAGUACGUGUUCGGCGCGGCCACCGAGUCGGUGCGGCGGCUGCUGCGCCUGGACGAGACGUCGGGCUGGCUCAGCGUCCUGCACCGCAUCGACCGCGAGGAAGUGAACCAGCUGCGCUUCACCGUCAUGGCCCGCGACCGCGGGCAGCCCCCCAAGACCGACAAGGCCACCGUGGUCCUCCUCAUCAAGGACGAGAACGACAACGUGCCGUCCAUUGAGAUCCGGAAGAUCGGGCGCAUCCCGCUCAAGGACGGGGUGGCCAACGUGGCCGAGGACGUGCUGGUGGACACCCCCAUCGCCCUGGUGCAGGUGUCGGACCGGGACCAAGGGGAGAACGGGGUGGUCACCUGCACGGUGGUGGGGGAUGUGCCCUUCCAGCUCAAGCCGGCCAGCGACACGGAGGGCGACCAGAACAAGAAGAAGUACUUCCUGCACACCUCGGCCCCCCUGGACUAUGAGGCCACCCGGGAGUUCAACGUGGUCAUCGUGGCUGUGGACUCCGGCAGCCCCAGCCUCUCCAGCAACAACUCGCUGGUGGUCAAGGUGGGAGACACCAACGACAACCCGCCCGUGUUCGACCAGUCGGUGGUGGAGGUCUACUUCCCCGAGAACAACAUCCCCGGGGCGAGGGUGGCCACCGUGCUGGCCACCGACGCCGACAGCGGGAAGAACGCGGAGAUCGCGUACUCGCUGGACUCGUCGGUGAUGGGGGUGUUCGCCAUCGAUCCCGACUCCGGGGACAUCCUGGUCAACACGGUGCUGGACCGCGAGCAGACGGACAGGUACGAGUUUAAAGUGAACGCCAGAGACAAGGGCGUCCCGGUGCUGCAGGGCAGCACCACGGUGAUCGUGCAGGUGGCCGACAAGAACGACAACGACCCCAAGUUCAUGCAGGACGUCUUUACCUUCUACGUGAAGGAGAACUUGCAGCCCAACAGCCCCGUGGGGAUGGUCACGGUGAUGGAUGCCGACAAGGGGCGCAAUGCCGAGAUGAGCCUCUACAUAGAGGAGAACAGCAACAUUUUUUCCAUUGAGAACGACACGGGGACCAUCUACUCCACCGUGUCUUUCGACCGGGAGCAUCAGACCACCUACACAUUCCGAGUCAAGGCUGUGGAUGGAGGCGAUCCUCCCAGAUCAGCCACGGCCACCGUCUCUCUCUUUGUUAUGGAUGAGAAUGACAAUGCCCCCACGGUGACCCUGCCCAGAAACCUGUCCUACACUUUGCUGCCUCCUUCGAGUAAUGUCAGGACAGUGGUAGCCACGGUGUUGGCCACAGACAGUGAUGAUGGCAUCAAUGCAGACCUGAACUACAGCAUUGUGGGAGGGAAUCCCUUCAAGCUCUUUGAGAUUGAUUCCACCAGUGGUGUGGUUUCCUUAGUGGGGAAACUCACCCAAAAGCAUUAUGGCUUGCACAGGCUGGUGGUGCAAGUGAAUGACAGUGGGCAGCCUUCCCAAUCCACCACAGCGCUGGUGCAUGUGUUUGUCAAUGAAAGUGUCUCCAAUGCGACUGUGAUCGACUCCCAGAUAGCCAGGAGUUUGCACACCCCACUCACCCAGGACAUAGCCGGUGACCCAAGCUAUGAAAUUAGCAAGCAGAGACUCAGUAUUGUCAUUGGGGUGGUUGCUGGAAUUAUGACAGUGAUUCUCAUCAUCUUAAUUGUAGUGAUGGCAAGAUACUGCCGGUCCAAGAAUAAGAAUGGCUAUGAGGCUGGCAAAAAAGAUCACGAAGACUUUUUUACACCCCAACAGCACGACAAAUCUAAAAAGCCUAAAAAGGACAAGAAAAACAAAAAAUCCAAGCAGCCUCUCUACAGCAGCAUUGUCACCGUGGAAGCUUCUAAGCCAAAUGGACAGAGGUACGACAGUGUCAAUGAGAAGCUGUCAGAGAGCCCCAGCAUGGGCCGGUACCGAUCUGUCAAUGGCGGGCCUGGCAGUCCUGACCUGGCCAGGCAUUACAAAUCUAGUUCCCCAUUGCCCACUGUCCAGCUUCACCCCCAGUCACCAACUGCAGGGAAAAAACACCAGGCCGUACAAGACCUACCACCAGCCAACACAUUUGUGGGAGCAGGAGACAACAUUUCAAUUGGAUCAGAUCACUGCUCUGAAUACAGCUGUCAAACCAAUAACAAGUACAGCAAACAGAUGCGUCCACCUCCAUACAUUACUGUGUUUGGCUGAAUUCCACUCUAAUAUGAGGCUCCUUUAUGCACCAUACUCUGAUGACCUUGCUACUCCGAAACCUGCUGGAGCCUGCCCUUGGCCGUGGGAUAUCAGCCAAUCACUGCUCGUUCCACUUGUUGUGCAUUUGAUUUUCAAGUUUAUUUUUUUUUAAUUUAAGGAAAAUAGUAUUAAAAUAAAUAAACAUAAAAGAAGCAGUAUUAAUAAAGAAAUGUGCCACUAAUGGAUGUCUCUAAAUCGCCAGGAAUUCCAUUCUCAAAGAAGUGGUUAGCAAGGACUUAAUUGUGAAGUCUUUUAAAAAAUCCAACAGCAUAUUUCAACCAUAAUUUUAAGACUCUGGCGUUGUGCGAACCAAGGGAAAUUUAAGUCUAUUAAGUCUUUGUCUAAUACAUUAAAUACCGACUUUCAAUAAAAUCCUAAAUUGAUCCAUAUUUUUCAAGUGUUAUACGAUCACCGCCUUUUCCUGGCUAUUGAGAUAAUUCUCUUAGAGUCAAAGAUAGGGUCUCUCUCAUUCUGUGUGUGCAUUUUGAAAUACCACUGUGUGUGUGUGUGUAUGUGUGUGUGCGUGUGCACACUCCUGUACGUGUAUUCCAGGGCCUCCAGCAAUAUUUAUGCAAAGUAUUGGCUGUAUGUCAGAUUGCAGAGGUUAGCUUUGUAUUUACCACAGGCACUGCCAAUGGAUUGCUUUUCCUUAAUCCUGAAAUACUAACCAGAGUAUCUAUAGAAUGUUCAAGGUGUUUUUUGGUUAAAGUCCUUAAGAAAAUUUUUAGGGCCUUUCAGUUGGAUUUAUUGAAGUCUCCGUGGUCACAUUCAGAAGGAAUAUGCGCGGCUUCCUGUUUUUGUGAACUGCAUUUGUCUGAAAGCUGUUUCUAUUUGAUGUCAGAUAACAUAAAUUCCAGCAGCUUCUGAGAAUUCAGCAUGUUACAGCAUAUUACAUACUGUUGAGAGAGCAAGUGGUCGGAUUUUAGUUGUAUAAGUGACUUUCUAGGUAAGUCAGGGAGUCCUCUGGCUGGUCCCUGUAUGUUUGUAUAUUUAUGUCUCUGGUUGUUAUGUUAGACAUGUUUAUGUGCCAUAAAAUAAGUGUUUCAUAUUGUAUGUUUGACAGUUUUAUAAUACAUCUACCACAUCAUCUGCCCUUUUAAAGUUUCCCCCAAGUUUUAAAAUACUGAUUAAGAAUGCCAGGUAGCCCAGCCCGUGUGGCUCAGUGGUUGAACUAGGAGGUCACUAAUUUCACUCCCUGUCAGGGCACAUGACCGGGUUGCUGCUCGGUUCUUAGUGUGGGCAUGUAGAAGGCAGCCGAUCAAUGAUUCUCUCUCAUCAUUGAUGUUUCUAUCUUUCCCUCUCCCUUCCUCGCUGAAAUCAAUAAAACUAUUUUUUAUAAAAGAAGAAGAAGAAAAAAGACCAGGUUUUUGAGAUUUUCUUUCUUUUUUUUUUUUUUUGUCAAUCAUAGUCAAUACCAAAGCCCUUUAAGCAAAAUAAAUAAAUAUUGGAACAGUAUUAAAGUGUGGAGUGCUAGGAAAUGCACUCUAGCACAUAUAACUCUCUCAUGUAUGGUAUAUAUUUCAGCCUUUUUACUCUUAUUAGCUGUUGAUUUAAAUUUUUUUAAAGGAAAAUUUCAGUAAUGUCAUUGAGACUAUAGUACAGUUCCUGAACAAAACCCAGUUAUCCUCAGCUCUUUAUUUUGAGCACAAGGACAAGCGUACCAGGUAAGAAGCUGGUGAAAAGAAUCCUUACCACUUUCUGCUUCUUGGGAAUGUCACGUUUCCUCAUCCUAAGUAGUAAGCUUCCUUAGAUGUCCUUAAACUUUGAAUCCUGUAACAAAUCACAUUAUUUCAAAAACAAAUUAUGGACAACAAAGCCCAGGAUUUGGGCAUAAUCUGAUGUGCAACUGCAGAGAGGCAAUAUUUAGAAAUACCUUCACAAAGAACAUUCUAAGGCAGCAGUUUGCCAACUCCAAUAACAUACUAAUGGGGCAUGAGUCAAUUUGUGAGUCUACCACUAUUCAAGUGACAUGAAAUAAAGCAGAAAAAUUCCGAGUAUGUCACCCAUCAGAGUAAAUGUUGUCUUGUGCAAUCUAUGCUUCAGCUGUGUUGUGUGCAUGUGUGUUUUCCUGUUCUUGGUUGCUAUGCAAAAAAAAAAAAAAAUGUCUUAUUGUGGUAAUAGUUGCAAGGGUUGAGAACUACCAUUCUAGAUUGUUUGGGAUGGAACAUGAUGGUGAUUUACCAUUACAUUAGAAAAACAUCAUAAAUCAAAACAAAAAAUUACUAACAUUCCCAAAGAUUUCUUCCAGCCUAAUAUUAAGCUGAAUUAAAUGAUCAACAGCAUACUGCUACAGUAGCAUUUAUCAACAGCAGAGAGUUUUUGAGAAGUCUGUUAUCAUUCCUCUGUUUUUUGUUUUAAAUCUUUGAAUGUGUCACUCACCAUUGGUCCUGCCUCUGCACAGACUUACCCUCUCCCCCACCCCCUGUCUCCUGGACAGCCUUUCUGGGAAUGCUGGAAUUUAUUACCACUUAGGGAGGUGGCUGAGGUCAGAUGGAGAUAGACUCAGAACACAUCACCCAUCACCCUACAUAUUUUAGCAUUUGGACAUUUUAUUUUAAACAACAAGACAUUAAUUCAUUAAGAGGGAGAUAAGAAUGUUACAGGCUGGUUUAGAUAAUGUCUAUUUUUUUUAGUACAGCUGACAUUCUCACUCAUAUUUAGUAUGCAAAGAAUACUAAGAGUCUUCGUCCUUAUGGAAUUAAUAUCAUCAUAUAAAGAAGAUUACGGAGCAGAAAAAUGACAGAUUAUAUUUGCAUCAUGCUUCCUAAGUUUGAGAGAAUUUAAUGAAUGUUGAUUUGCUUCUCAGACCAAUCUUGUGAGGAAAAAAACCCACCCUCUUUCUUUUUUUCUGAGGUGAGGAAACUGAAUUAAUGAACAGCUUUUUCAUAACUCUGGUGGAGUUGCUUAAGAACUUUAUAACGUCUACGAAAAAAUGUCCAGUCAGAACUCGAGUACUGAAAACAUCUUCAAAAUGUGUGCUUUUGAAGAUGGUGUAUUUUCAGAAUUAUCUGGAUAAAAUCUCCCCAAAAGACUUGUCCAGACCAGCUCCAGUUUUUCAGACAUUCUCGCAUCAUAAAUAGCACUUCACACUACCAGAAAAGGAAGUGCUGUGGGUGUCAUUUGAAGAUCUAAUUAAUCUGAUUUAUAAACAACAACCUCAUAGGUGAUUAAAAAACCCCUGAAGAAUUAAAGGUAAUUCACUGUAACCUAACUUCAUUUUUGAAGCUCUCUCUAAAAAAAAGACCUAAGUCCUUAGGAAGUCAUUCUGAAAUUUAAAAGAUCUCUUCUGGAAUAAUCUUUUAUCUGUAACUUUGCAAAAAUACUUUUUAAAAAAUACGUGUGAUUGUUUUUAGCCAAUCACUUUACAGAGAAUGAAUUGAUUAGUUGUGUCUUUAAGAUACACUGCAAGGUUUAGGAUGUAAUUAAAACAAUGACUAGAAUAAGGUCUUUGCCUUCAAAGAUAGGACAGUGCAAAAAUAAUACACACAAGGCAAGGGAUACAUGAAACUUAGAGGGACCACCCCAAGUCUGUUGUCCAUCAUGGUAUGUCCCAGGGCCCGCUAGAGUGCCCAGCAGACGGGAGACACUCAUGAAUGUUUGUUGAGCAAAUGAAUAGAGCUUGGGCUUGGUGCUAGGUAGCCUGCAGAUCCAUCCACAUUGGAUCCCUGGACCAUGGUGUGGCCACUUUCCUGUCAGACACCAAGAGCCCACUAACUGCUGUUUUCUUUCCCUGCUGGGUGCAUGUCUUUGUGAUAAAAGGCUGCCUGCUGUGCUGGCUAGAGUCCCUGUCUUCUCUGCGUGGGGUAUGACUCUUGCUUAAACAGCAAAAUUCUCUGAUUUUCUCUCCUUCCUUCUUGGUGUUGUUCUAAACACCAUACCCUUAAAAAAAGGAUAAAACUAGUAAACUAAAGCAAAUAUUUAAGGUAAGUAAGGGAGGCACUGGCCAUGCAGUAGACUUCUGAGGGGGGAUGAAGAGCAAGCACGCAAACAUGGGUUUUCAGUGUUGUUCUAGAGAUCCUUACCUGUGGAAAGCAUACAGGUUUGGGCUCAAGUAGGUUUACCGUUAUUUGUGUGAAAAAAUGCACUAACUAACAAAUAAUAAUACAAGAGUAAACUCUGUUUUCUGCAAAUUUACAACUGUAAACCUGCUUUUGCCCCACCCUGUGUAUGUGCCUGAAUGCCAGCAUGAGUCUCUCUACUCGUCAGUGUGUAUAUUCCUGCAGGAAUUCAUUUAUUCGGUGUGCCAACCCAUGCUCGCUGAUGAAGGGUAAGGUUCCAUUUCAUUCUGGCUGCACAUGGCGAGCAGUCACUUCUAAAGAUGAAACGUGUACUUGGCUUAACUAAGGGCAGAGGGUCUGCAAGAGGGAAUGUGCCCUCACUGGGAGUGGUGGGCAGUGAGGUAGGAGCUAAGAAAGGCUUCACAACUCAAAAGCACUCCUUAGUUGCCCAGCAUUCCCAAGAGCACCUCUUUUGAAUUGCAAAUGACGCCUGAAAGAGCCCUGUUCAGUCUCUGGCACACCCUGGUGUAAAUUGCAUUAAGCAGAUAACUAGGCCAGCACCUCACAAAGGUCCGUAGUUCUUAAAUGGUGAUUCUCAGUAGGGCCUUGAGGAGGGAGUGCAGCCUUCCGUAGGUCAGAAGACAGAACUCUGCCGGAGGUAAGGUGAGAUUAUAUCAGGGUAUUCAGGCCUGCCAAAGGCAAAUGCUUGUGGCCUUGAAUUUUGGCCCUGACCCUGCUGAGCCUAAGGGUGCCACUAAAUGUCAUGGCUUAAUAGGAUUGCAAGAUCGGUGUCAAAAAGUGGUAACCCUCUACUUCCUCCCAUGUCAGCCAGGUGUUUUGUUCUGUUUGUUUGUUUGCUUUCAGUUUAGAAUAUCAGGCCCAACUGCUCUAUCUCCAUUCAUCUUCUCACCCUUAUACUUUGGAAGUAAGUAAAAACAAACAAAAAAACAAA
Messenger RNA from Myotis daubentonii (Daubenton's bat), 8371 nucleotides. It is a transcript of the gene PCDH7, whose product is annotated as protocadherin 7. Gene Ontology annotation, molecular function: calcium ion binding. The record is from RefSeq and is a predicted model, not a curated record. Gene Ontology annotation, biological process: homophilic cell-cell adhesion. Gene Ontology annotation, cellular component: plasma membrane. NCBI's taxonomy places the organism in Eukaryota, Metazoa, Chordata, Mammalia, Chiroptera, Vespertilionidae.